This is a messenger RNA of Drosophila kikkawai, 1245 nucleotides long. RefSeq names its product obstructor-J (gene obst-J). NCBI's taxonomy places the organism in Eukaryota, Metazoa, Arthropoda, Insecta, Diptera, Drosophilidae. The record is from RefSeq and is a predicted model, not a curated record. Gene Ontology annotation, molecular function: chitin binding. Gene Ontology annotation, cellular component: extracellular region.
UUAGGAAAAUGUCGAAGCCAAUCUCUGCCAGCGAUUGCCAAAUGAGCUGAUAAAUCCCCAGCCAAAGCGAGGGCAUAAAAAGCAAAGCAGCCCCAAAAUCAACACCGCACUCGACGGAAUCUUCAAAAAUAAACGUACAUCCCACGGAGAAUGAAGGAUCAACUUUUAUUAAUUGUGCUUCUGCUGGCCGUGAGCUUAGUGGAAUCGCUUACUGCUGUUCCGGAUAUCGCUUCUCUCUGCCAGAUUUCCGAGCCCUGGCAAAUGUUGCCACACGAGCAUCAUUGCCAGAGGUUCUAUGUCUGCACCGGUGACCCGGAAGUGCCCUUCCAGGAGUUUAGCUGUCCACUGGAAUAUCAUUUUAGCAGGGAACUAAAGAUAUGUGUACCGGGCACCUGCUCCGAUGAUCCUCCCUCCCCCAUUUGUGGCUUAAUAAACCACGUUGAAAGAGUUUCACACGAUUGCUCGCGCUACAUGCAAUGCUUGACGGGUGGUGCGUAUGCUGUGGCCAAGUGCUCUGCCGGAAACUACUUUGAUCCCAAUCGCAAAGCCUGCCUGCCCGUAGCCGUGACGGCCGCUCACCAGUGCAGCUGUGUGCUGCCGGAUAAUGCCACAUUGGCCAACUCAAAUGACUGCGAGACGUAUUUCCGCUGCAAGAAGGGAGAGGCUGUGUUGGUCCAGUGUCCUCCCGGAGAAUACUUUGAGGCGGAAGUGGGCACCUGUCUGCCGGACCUCACAGGCAUCUGUCUGGAGAGGCCCACAAUGCCGCCGCAGUCGAUGGUGUCCGCGAAGGCUCUGGCUUUGGACGAAUGCAUACGGACGGGAAGUCGCCUGGCGCCACAUAGACGCGAUUGUCAGCGGUACUAUAUUUGUGCCAGGAUGCGGGUGAUUGAAAUGCGCUGUCCCCGGGGUCAGUACUUUGAUGUAGUGCAUCGGCUGUGCAGCCUGGAUCGGCAAAGCGAAUGCAAUGUUUCCACAAUGGUGGAGAACAAACAAGAGCAGCCGAAAAAAGAGGAUCAAGAAGUGGACAUUAAGGAAAAUGAGUUGGAUUCGGUUUUAGCUGAAGAUCUGAGCUUGCCAGGAUUAGAGGCCAAUGCAAAGCAGCCGGCGCCGCCGCCAAAUGAACGGGAUGUAGUCAGCAACUACGACAAGUUCUCUUCCAAGUUUGUCUCGCUAUAAACAGUUAUUUGUAUAAAAAUUUAAAUAAAAAUUUAAAAAAUAUAUCUUAAACCCAAACUGCAGCAUGAA